Hylaeus anthracinus is the source of this 1247-nucleotide messenger RNA. It is a transcript of the gene Dcps, whose product is annotated as m7GpppX diphosphatase. NCBI's taxonomy places the organism in Eukaryota, Metazoa, Arthropoda, Insecta, Hymenoptera, Colletidae. Gene Ontology annotation, biological process: deadenylation-dependent decapping of nuclear-transcribed mRNA. Gene Ontology annotation, molecular function: hydrolase activity; RNA 7-methylguanosine cap binding. The transcript has 4 exons. The coding region runs from base 74 to 1108 and encodes 344 amino acids. Gene Ontology annotation, cellular component: nucleus; P-body. The record is from RefSeq and is a predicted model, not a curated record.
AAGAAAAAAGUCUCAUAAGCUCCAAGACCUACACACAGAUAAACCUAAAAUAAAUUGAAUUGAUUUGAAAAGAAUGCCAUCAAAAAUGGCGGAAGUGUCUUUAAAUAAUGAUGGGGACGAGCAUCCUCCAGCGAAAAAAAUCAAAAUACAGACAGAAAGUGAGUCUGAAAAUAUUGACAUUAAAGGGAAACCUGAAAUCUGUCUAUCCACCUUCGAAAUAACAAGAGUAUUACAAAACAAUUGCCUGAGGAAGCAAGUGUGCGUCGAAGGCGUCUUUAAAGGAAAUGAAGCCUCCAGUCUUGUGCUGUUUGAAAGACAGAUUUUUUCUAAUGAUGUAAUAUCUUUGAAAAAGGAACUGUGCAAUAAAGAUACUCUGUUAAAGAAACGUUUCACCAAUGAUGUUUAUGGGAAUUAUGAUUGUUUCCCUAGCAAGGAGUACAAUGGUUUAAAUGUAAUGGUAAUACACCCUGCGACACCGGAACAUAUUGAAAAGUUCAAACGAAAGGAAUUGUAUAUGGUUGAUGAAACCUAUGAACUUUAUACUAAGAUUACUGUUCCAUACAUUGAAUCGAGUAGUUUUUCUCUACAGUGGAUAUAUAACAUCUUAGAUAAAAAAGCAGAGCAAUCAAAAGUCAUAUAUGAAGAUAGAGAUGAAAAUAUUGGAUUUGUUCUGGUGCACGAUAUCAAAUGGAAUGGUGAAAUCAAUUCCUUAAAAUUAUUAGCACUUCCUUUCCAAAAACUUAGAUCAAUGAGAGAGUUGAACGCAUCCCAUAUUCCAUUAUUGAAAAAUAUAAGGGAUGCAGGAAUAGCAGAAAUUGCUAAGAGAUAUAACAUACCUGCUUCGCAACUUAGAAUAUACUUGCAUUACCAACCAUCAUACUAUCAUCUUCAUGUACAUUUUGCGUACCUCAUGUUUGAACCUCCAGGUAUAUAUGUAGAGAAAGCGCACCUUUUAUCUGUGGUUAUAAGAAAUCUUGAGUUGAUGUCAGACUAUUACAAGAAAGCUGUGCUUUCGUAUGUGGUUGCUGAAGGAGAUCCUUUGUUCCUUAAGUUUCAAGAAGAAGGAAUUUUAGCCAAAUCAAAGUCAGAAUCUGUGAAAACUGGAUAGUACAAUUGCGAAAGUGUAUUUAUUGAUAAGGUGUAUGUAUUAAGAAAUACAUAUGGUACAAGAAGAAAAGAAGAAAUACAUAAAGUUAAUAAAUAUUGCAAAUAAUGGGUGUUAUCAUUUGUGAUAUCAAUUAUCCUGU